Molecule: messenger RNA, 492 nt
Organism: Salvia splendens (bonfire salvia)
Lineage: Eukaryota; Viridiplantae; Streptophyta; Magnoliopsida; Lamiales; Lamiaceae
Exons: 2
Coding region: 1-492 (163 amino acids)
Source: RefSeq, a predicted model, not a curated record
AUGGAUUCAAUCAAGUUCGAGAACAUAAAAAUGGAGAAAUCAAACGCGAUUUCAAGGUUUUCCACGGCGCUGCCGCUGAAUCUAUCAGUGGAGUAUGUCCGAGAAAUCUCCGCCGCUCUGAUCAGUCCCCGAUUCGUUUUCCUCGUCGGAAACGCGAUCGUCCUUAUCCUGUUUUUCAAAUCGGGCGGAUUUUCGGCAAGGGAUGGGGAGGCCAUCGCCGAUUUCUACGACGAGUACGUCGAGAAAUGCCGGAGGAAUGAGGAGAAGAAGGUUUUCAAUGAUUGCAGAGUGAUUUCUACGAAGAAUAUGUGCAGGAGCAGCUCCGAGAAGCUGGUGGUGCAUGGCGGCAAGCGCCGCCGCGAGCUGACGCGAAGCAAGACGGAGGACUGCCGGAGCCGGCGGAAGGCGGAGGAGAUGAGUAACGAAGAGUUCCGGCGAACGGUGGAGGCGUUUAUCGCCCGGCAGCAGAGGUUUUUGAGGGAAGCAGAUUGA